AUGAACAAACUGGCAAACAUGCGUCACUGGUCCGAGAGGAUGAGCCCCAACUUUGGAAUGGGUCGUCCCAACAUGCCCAUGAACCCCAUGAACCCGAGAAGAGAUACAGUUCCUCAACAGGCUGCUUCAAUAAGCUCGCCUCAGCCUCUCGAUGCUCCGACGCCAAUCAUUCACUAUUCCUUCAAUGUGCCAUUCGCCUCCGACCUCGCCGGUCCCAACACUGAGGAUAUCCUUCACGCUACUGACGAUGCCGUUUUGCGCUGGACCCACCCCGAGGACGUCGCCGACGACGUCCAGGUUCACGAGCUGCCUGUCCACACCCAGAAUCUUGCCAACCUGCGCAAGGUCUGCAAGGACAUCACCAACGGCCCUUUCCAGAUCGAGGCUCAUGUCAUCUCAACGACCCCCAAGAAUGCAAAGGGGCAGCAGGUCACUACUGUGUGCCUGUCGGGAACUCCGGAAAUGGUCAACAAGAGCAGGGAGACGAUUUUGAACGACAACCAGACUGUCUUGCGUUGUACGACUGUUGAUGUUGAGGGCCACCUUGUCUGUGACCUGACCGCUGGUGCCUUGAAGCAGCAAGUGACGGACACCUUGGAUUACAUCUCCAAGUACUGCGGGGUCGACAUUUUCUUGCUAGGACCCAAAUUGACACCCGUGGUUGAUGGCAUGACGGGUGAUGCCGAGAUGCGUGUAGACCAAAGAUGGCGAGUAGCCAUCUACGGUGAUAUUCUCUCCGUCGAGCAUGCAAAGGCCCGUGUGCUUAUCCAAAUUGACACUCUGCUCGGCCGAGUUGUCGAUGCCACCAAGCUUGACCUGUCGAUUCACCAGCUUGUGUGCGGCCGCCACCGAAAGAACAUCAAGCUCAUUGAGUCGUCGACUGGCACUGCCAUCUACUUCCCGCCUCCUUUCUCCCAGAUGUACCGAUACUGCCCGCCUGGAGCAAGCCGCCGUGACCCUACAGACAUCUUCAUCACGGGCGAGAGCCCUCAGGCCAUUGAGCUUGCCAAGCAGAAGCUUCACGAGACCGUUUCCCGCAUCCGUUUGUACAUGAAGGAUGUCACCAUUUCGCCGGCCAAAAUUGACAGUGUCUUGCUUACCCGUCUCGAUAAAGUUCGCAAGAUCCUUGAAGCCAAUGGCACCUACAUCUUGUUCCCUCCUCUGGCAAGCCAGCGCAACAUGGUUCGUGUCCAGGGAAGCGAAGGAUUGCAUGUUGAGCGCACCGUCCGCGAGGUCAUGGCCCUGGCCGGACAGUUCUACAGCGCAGCAUGGUGGAUCCAACAGCCCGACAGCCGCCAGCUUCCGAACCCCGCCGACGUCAGAACUAUGCUUGGUGAUGUUUGUGCCAACUCGGAUGCCGAUUUAUCCUUCGACAAGAUGAACUUCUCAAUCACCGGUUCUGAUGAUGCCGUAAAGGCCGCCUUGAUGGUCAUGUCUGAGAUCAAGUUCCUUGUCCAGUCCCAGUACCAGAUUCGCGUCAAGAUUGAACUCGCCAACGAGCACAAGGAAUUCGUGAGUGGCAAGAAAAAUGGCAAGAUUAAUAAAAUCAUGGGUCAGAGCAGUGUACAGAUUAUUUUCGAUGGCUUCAACGAGUAUAACUUCAACAUUGAUGUCAUGGCUGCCAGCUACGACUCAAUGAAGCAGGGGCUCACGCUUGUCGAACAGGAGAUGCCUGCUUCCAUCUCCUUCCACGUUCCCGAUCAGUACCACAAGCGAAUUAUCGGCAUUGGAGGACAGCAUAUCCAGCGCAUCAUGAAGAAGCACUCUGUGUUUGUCAAGUUCUCCAACGCCAUGGACCGCGGAGGAAUGGGCCGUGAGGAUGACGACGUGAAGGUCGACAACGUUAUUUGCCGCACUCCAGCCAGGAACGCCCAGAAUCUCGAUGCUGUUAAGAACGAGAUUCUGGAAAUGGUCGACAGAGCCGACUCCGAGUAUACCUCGCAGAUCGUCAAUGUUGACCGCCUGUAUCAUCGUCAGCUCUUGGCUCGUCUCGGUGAGAUUGACGAGCUCGAGGGCAAAUACAACUGCAAGAUUGUGUUCCCUAGCACUGAGCAGGCUAGCGAUGAGGUCACGGUGACUGGCCCACAGUGGCAGGUGCCUCAUUGCGUCGAUGAAUUUUUGGGCAUGGUUCCUGACAACCAUGAGUUGGUUCUCACCCGCACCCCUGAGUUCAUCAAGUUCCUUGAGUCGCCCAGCUUCGCCCACGAUCUUGUUCCGAAACUGAAGACGCAGUACGAAGUCGAGGUCACUGUCCAUCAGGAUGCUGAUUCUGAGGAUGGCUUGCCGGCUCUCGCCUUGCGCUGGACGUUUACUCGCAACAAUGCCGGCGGCCUGCGUGACGCCAUCGACUUCCUUCUUGCUCAAUUUGCUACUGCUGGCGUUGAGGUGACCAUUUUGAAGGGUUCAAUCCCCCGGCCCAAGUCCGAUUCAUUCGAAGACUCGCUUCAGUACUUUGACUCGAAGCUUCUCCAACAUGCUCCGGCCACCAUCGCCGCCGAUUCCCCAACCAAGGCGGCCUUCGAGGGGGAGGUUGCUCGCGAGCGGGGCACGAUCUUUGAUCGUCUUCGCAAGCCUGGCAGCAUGACCUCCAUCUCGUCCUUCUUGGACCGCCGCAAGAACAGCUCCCACUCGACCCACGCCAACUUUUUCAAGGGAUCUAGCAAUGUGUCCAAGUCUUCUCUUAUUUCGAUCGAAUCUACCCGCAGCUUCAAUGCGGACAGAAACCCCUGGAACGAUAGCGGCGUUAAUCUUCCAGACGACGACAACCCAUGGGCCCACCGCCCCAUUGGGAAUGGUUCUGACAAGCUGACCAUUCCCCAACCUGGUGACGUUACGCCACGUCACAGCACUCGAGCGUCCGGCGACAGCGGGCGCCCUUCUACGUCUCAUUCUACGAAUUCUGGAUACCCCGGUCCCAUCGGACCUUUCCGUUAG
This is a messenger RNA of Colletotrichum lupini, 2934 nucleotides long. Its product is annotated as KH domain-containing protein. Gene Ontology annotation, molecular function: mRNA binding. Gene Ontology annotation, cellular component: nucleus; cytoplasm. Gene Ontology annotation, biological process: nuclear division. NCBI's taxonomy places the organism in Eukaryota, Fungi, Ascomycota, Sordariomycetes, Glomerellales, Glomerellaceae. The transcript is spliced from 6 exons. The record is from RefSeq and is a predicted model, not a curated record. Bases 1 to 2934 code for a protein of 977 amino acids.